ACUUUAUAUAGACUUGUUUUUUUUUUACUUUUACUAUUUACCCCUGGAUUCGAAGAGUGAGGAGCAAAGAUUGUCCUGAAGAAGAGAGGUUUGGAAAUGACCCUACUGUUGAAGACAGAAGUGUGUACGGGCAUGCGUGCGUGCUUGCACAGCUCCGCCUCGCUGGUUUCUACACUGCACCGCAGCCUUCUGAAACCAUUGGUUGAUAAAAAUGUUUAAAGAGCUGUGGAGACAUCAGCGUGUCCUAUUUUUUGCAUUUUCGACCUGGAAGAGCAAAUUUGGAACUGCAGUCAAGCCAUCGCCUUGUGUCUGAGCGAGUACUUCGUGCGUCAUUUUCCAACCGUGCCCAGAGGGUCGCGCCGGAGCCCGCAGUCCCCUCUCCUGAGCGCACGGGCGCCAGCUCUCUCCCGGGAGAUCCUGGACCAGUGCGCGCAUUCCCUGAUUGGUAAUCCGUGCUUGGCGAAACUGCGCCUUGGUUUGCUCCGUGAGGGACCAGCGUAUUUCAAAAACGACUCCUGUUUUUCCACUUUUUUUCUUAGCAAAAAUGCAUUUUUAGAACGUUGACCGUAGCGACAAUACGGAAGUUUUUCUGCAAUGAGUGCUUCAGCUGGAACUGGAGUUUUUGUGCUGUCUUUUCUGUCAAUACCCAUCACAUACAUUUUUAACUUUCUGUUUUAUACGAACAGUACUGGAGCGGUUCUGGUCGCCGGAGCUUUAGUUUUGCUCAUCAUAGCCAUACUGGCACGAGUGUUGCUUAAGCGAAGUCCGCCGAAGGACCCUCUUUUCUAUGUCUAUGCCAUAUUUGCCUUCUUGAGUGUUGUGAACCUCAUUAUAGGACUUGAACAAGAUGGCAUCAUAGACGGUUUCAUGACCUUUUAUUUGAAAGAGGGAGAGCCCUACAUGAACACAGCUCACGGACACAUGAUCUGUUACUGGGAUGGCUGUGUGCACUAUCUCAUGUAUUUGCUCAUGGUAGCAGCAAUAACCUGGGGGGAGAGUUACAGAGCAAUUGGCCUGUACUGGGUGGGGUCUUUCCUAAUGCGUCUCAUAGUCUACAUUCCCGGAAACAUUGUUGGGAAGUAUGGGACUCAGCUGAGUCCGUCCUUCUUCGUCACUGCUCCAUAUGUCCUGGUGUCGGUGUGGGCUUGCUUCCGGAUCUUCAGUCAGCCCUGCAUAAGACAAGCUCCGCCUCUGAGUAUUGAGGAAGCCCAGAGGAAGGGCCUGGUGCAGAGGCCCCUAGACCUGCUCUUCGUUCUCUACUGCCUUCCUGCUGCACUCUUCUGUGUCCUGAGAGGCCUGGUAGUUCUGGAUUGCCCUUCAACACCUUGUCAAGUGUACCUCCAGCACCGCGAGCCUUACCUCAAGGAUCCAGCAGCCUAUCCCAAAAUCCAGAUGCUGGUGAACCUGUUUUACUCAGUGCCGUGCUACACUGUCACCAUCUACGGCCUGCUGGUUCCUGGGUGCAGCUGGAUACCGGACCUCGCUCUGGUGCAUGCUGGAGCUGUUGCGCAGGCUCAGUUUUCUCACAUCGGUGCCUCCCUCCAUACCAGAACUCCCUUUACCUACAGAGUCCCAGAAGAAGCGAAGAACCUCUUUCUUAUAAUCAACAUCCUGUACGGAGUAGUACCUCAGCUCUUCUGUUACCGCUGUGUCAGCAGGCCAGAGUUCUUCCUCAGACGUAAAGAAGAUAAAAAGACUGAAUGAAGGAAGAUAGUUCAGUACAGGCUGAUGCAUUGUUGGAGGUGGUCAGUAUUUCAAGACUGCACAGAAAAAGCCUGAAGCAACAAAAUAAAAUCCAUAUCUGAAACAUUCCUUUGACCCAAAAGGAAACAUUGUGAAUAAAGUCUAUCACUUUGGAAUUAUUUUUACUCAAAGAAAGUAUUUUUGUGUUGCUGUAACUAAAUUUUUUUAUUGUUUAAUUCUUAAUU
This is a messenger RNA of Lepisosteus oculatus (spotted gar), 1928 nucleotides long. Its product is annotated as transmembrane 6 superfamily member 1. Gene Ontology annotation, cellular component: lysosomal membrane. Lineage: Eukaryota; Metazoa; Chordata; Actinopteri; Semionotiformes; Lepisosteidae. The record is from RefSeq and is a predicted model, not a curated record.